AUGCAAGAAGACCUUCAGGACGUCCAAGACAUGAUCUCAGUUGGUGCUUCCAUCAAUGUCGCGGAUUAUGCAGGUUGGACUCCACUUCAUGAAGCAGUGAACAGAAACAACUAUGACAUAACAGAGGUUUUACUCAAAGCUGGAGCACAAGUCAACUGCAGAGGAGAUGAUGGAGUUACGCCUUUACUUGAAGCCAUACAGUAUCAGUAUUACAAAAUUGUGGAUCUUCUUUUGAACUAUGGUGCUGAUCCAUUAUUGAAGUGUGACAGAGGGAAGACUCCAAUGGACAUGAUCACUGACAGGUCUAUGUAUAUAGUGGUGGAGAAAUAUCUGCAAAAGCCUAAAAGCGAUCCUUUUACAGCUGAUAAUUCACCCAGGACUACUGAUUCUGGAGUCAAUCCAAGUGUGGGUCAGAGCAGCAACCAGAACCCUAUCAGAGACACAAGAUCACCUCUUCAAAAGUCUACAAGUACUCCUGAUAAAAGUGAGCAUGAAGGCAGCAUGCAGUGUAGUGCAGCUGAACCCAUUCCUGGUCCAAGCAGAGAACAACCUAACUUGAAACCGUCACCUGAAACCAGCACCAAUGAGAUUUUUGUGAGGGACCAAGAACAGGACUUUUGCGGCCAGGGUUCCUUACUGCUUCAGGAUAAGGAGAGUGAUGGAUCAGACACCUCAAGCUGCCCAGACAGCGAUCUUACACUGGAUUAUAUUGAAGAUCAUUCAUCAUCACCACAACACUGGACUCUAUGUGCCACUCAAGAUUUUUCUGCUACUAAUAUCGGAUAA
Danio aesculapii is the source of this 786-nucleotide messenger RNA. RefSeq names its product ankyrin repeat domain 31 (gene ankrd31). The record is from RefSeq and is a predicted model, not a curated record. NCBI's taxonomy places the organism in Eukaryota, Metazoa, Chordata, Actinopteri, Cypriniformes, Danionidae. Gene Ontology annotation, cellular component: nucleoplasm. The transcript is spliced from 6 exons. Gene Ontology annotation, molecular function: protein binding. Bases 1 to 786 code for a protein of 261 amino acids.